AUGAAAUUCUUGUUGAUAGUUAUUAUGGGCAUUCUGGCCAUGGCAUCAGCUCAGUUCGGACCUUUCGGCGGAUUAAUCAGGGACAUUGAGCGAUUCGAGGGCCAGCAACAGCAGCAGCAACAACAGGGCGGUUUUGGGGGCCAACAGCAGCAGCAGCAGGAAGAGGGCGUCAUUUUCAGAGGUCCUUUUGGCGGCGGUGUUGAGUUCUUCCAGGAGCAGCAGCAACAGCAGCAGGGCGGAGGCGGUGGCCAGCAGCAGCAGCAGCAGCAGGAGAACCUGUUUAAUUUCUUCGGCUAGAAAGUAAAGAGCCAA
Drosophila bipectinata is the source of this 312-nucleotide messenger RNA. Its product is annotated as transcription activator GAGA. NCBI's taxonomy places the organism in Eukaryota, Metazoa, Arthropoda, Insecta, Diptera, Drosophilidae. The record is from RefSeq and is a predicted model, not a curated record.